This is a messenger RNA of Limulus polyphemus (Atlantic horseshoe crab), 771 nucleotides long. RefSeq lists its product as uncharacterized. Gene Ontology annotation, molecular function: dimethylallyltranstransferase activity; (2E,6E)-farnesyl diphosphate synthase activity. NCBI's taxonomy places the organism in Eukaryota, Metazoa, Arthropoda, Merostomata, Xiphosura, Limulidae. Gene Ontology annotation, biological process: trans, trans-farnesyl diphosphate biosynthetic process. The transcript has 5 exons. The annotation marks the transcript as partial. Gene Ontology annotation, cellular component: cytoplasm. The record is from RefSeq and is a predicted model, not a curated record.
CAGUUUGUCGAAGGUAUAUGUAAUAUGCUCAGAGUUAUUUCCUGUUUUAGUUUGACGGGUGUAUUAUCAAAGUGGAGAAUUACCAACUUCCAUGAAAGUGGGCGUCGAAAUUUGUAUACUUAUUUCCGAAAUAUUAAGUGUGAAAAAUCUGAAUUAAUAGUUAAAAAGCCAAUUUUUAGAACGUGUCGAGAGCUUCGAUAUAUCGCCGGUACUACUACUAAUACAAAUAGUAACAGAUUCAGAACUUUCGAUACGCUGUCAUUGACACUGAGUUGCAGAAAUUUUGCAAAACUUUCAUCUUCCCAGUCCUUUUCUACGUGGCUUUCAACGAAGAUGUCUGAUGCUGACCAAGAAGAUCAUGGGAACGGGAAUACUCUUAGUGAGAGAACAGAACAAGAAGAAGUACAAGCCUUUGAUCAGCUUUUCCAAGAAAUUGUGGCAGAACUUACAGAGAAACAGAAAGAGUUGGAACUUCAAGAAGUUUUUAGGUGGUUUAAACAGGUCUUAGAAUACAAUGUAUUAGGUGGGAAGAGGAACCGAGGCUUGGCAGUGGUUAUGUCGUAUAAGCUGUUAGCAAAACCUGAAGAACUGACAGCAGAGAAUAUAAAAUCAGCCCAAAUCUUAGGCUGGUGUAUUGAAAUGCUUCAAGCCUUUUUCCUUGUCAGUGAUGAUAUCAUGGAUCAAUCAAUCACAAGAAGAGGAAAACUUUGCUGGUAUAAGAGAGUAAGUAGAUGUUCAGUAAGUUCAUUCUAUCUUGUGGUUUUCAAACUU